Drosophila takahashii is the source of this 2167-nucleotide messenger RNA. RefSeq names its product testis-specific gamma-tubulin ring protein 84 (gene t-Grip84). Gene Ontology annotation, cellular component: centrosome; spindle pole; equatorial microtubule organizing center. Gene Ontology annotation, biological process: microtubule nucleation; spindle assembly; cytoplasmic microtubule organization. The record is from RefSeq and is a predicted model, not a curated record. NCBI's taxonomy places the organism in Eukaryota, Metazoa, Arthropoda, Insecta, Diptera, Drosophilidae. Gene Ontology annotation, molecular function: microtubule minus-end binding; gamma-tubulin binding.
GAGCUCUGUUCUUUAUAUAUUUUCCUAUUCGCACCACACAAUGGAUCCGGGAGAUUUGGAUAAUGAUUUUGCAGACACGGUUCGCUUUCACCUGAGCAGAGAUGAGUUGGACCGCCAGAUGAGGAAAAUUCACGAUCGCGGCGAUUCUCUGAACCGGCCUUCUGGAAGUGGAAACAGCUCAAGUUCGGUGAAUGCCUUGCCGCAGCAGGAGUCAUGGAUCUUUGAAAGCGUCGGAGGUUACUAUCUUCCCAAUGAGGAUCUGGCCAAGAUGCCGCUGCAGCAUCAGGAACAGCUGCUCAUGAGGGAUCUAAUCUAUGCUUUUUCGGGGGUUCCUUCCUCGCAUGUCAAGCCCGAUAUACAGAUCGAUCAGAUUUCCGAGAUGAAUUCAGUGGAUAUAUCAAGGGUUCGCUUCCGUUUGGAUGAGGUCUUCAAUGGGGCCUUUAGGGCCUUGGCCAAUGACGUUUUGCCCCUGGUCGGUUACUAUAUAAGUGUGCAGAGCUUCAUAGAGCAGACCAACAUGUCGCCGAGUUGCGGAAGAACCCGCUUGGCCUUGGUCACCGCCUUCGGUGACCAAAUGCAGGAGUACUACGAUCUGCAGUCAAAGUUGGAGACCGAUUUGCAGGAGAAGAAGCUGAAUCUCAAGGAACUGGUGCGACAGGUGCGUCCCUGGCUGUCCAUUUUGAAGGUCUUCUCCAGCAUGGCCUGCAGUUCGCGGAGUAAAUUGACCAGCGCCCAGUUGCUAACAUUAUUGGAUCAGUUUCACCGGGAUCAGAAGGCCACGGAACCGGAAAUGAAGGAAAGGAUCACCAAAAUUGUGUCCUCUGUAACGCGUGUCUACAUGAAGAUCGUUCAGCUGUGGAUGCAGAAAGGUGUUCUAUACGAUACGCAACACGAGUUCUUUGUCGAGGACACGGAACGUUCGAAUGCGAUGAGUAGUACCUUGCUUUCGCCGGAGAAAUGCUGCCACGCCUACUGGGCGCAGCGGUACCGCCUUCUGCCGGAUCGUCUGCCCGCCUUUCUACUUUCCCAGGCGGACGAAGUGUUUCUGGCGGGGAAGUACCUGAAUAUCCUGCGCCAGUGCAAUGUCACCAUGAAGUUGCUUCAGCAGCCACUCGCCUAUAAUCCUGGCGAAACGGCGCAUGAGGAGAUCAUCAAGGAUAGCUACGAUCUGCCGGCCAGGAAGCUGCUAAGUGUUUUAUCUAAAGAUCACAACCUAUCCCUACACAUUGGCAAUCUUCGAUCCUAUUUCCUGCUGCAAGAGGAGGGAUUCGCGGAGACUCUACUAGACAAGUGUCAGGAGCAUUUGCAGUGCAAUGUGGACAGGUUGAUUCCCGAAAAGCUGCAGACCCUGCUGACGGAGACCCUUCAGAAGUCCAGUGACCUCUUCAAGGACAUGCUGCGCUGCCAACUCAAGGACUGCGAUGUGGCCACUCAGUUGGCCAGGCGGCACAAGCCCGAAAGAUCAGAGGCAGAAAGUCAGGAAAGCUCCAGUGAGGCGGAGGAACCACCGGAAGUCCUGAAUCUCUACGGCUACGAAUCGUUGGCCCUUCGCUACGAAGCCAAGUGGCCACUGAGCUUUGUACUCUACCCGCAGCUCCUGGAGCAAUUGCAGAUCCUGCAGCGAGUCCUGCUCUUUCUGCACUAUGUGAGGCGCAGCCUGACACUCAUGUGGCAAACUCCCUCCGAGGGCUCGGGUCUCAAGUCAACCAAGCGAUUUGGCAAUCUCCGCCAGCGGAUGCUGAUGUGCAUGUUGAAUCUGGAACACCACAUUGUCCUGGACAUCGCAGAGCCGCGAUGGAAAUCGCUGACUGUCACCGUGGACAAGGCCCAAAAUAUCGAUGAGGUGUUGAAUAAGCUGGAGAUCACCGUGGAUGAGUGCCUGCGAUUUGGGCUACUGCCCACUGCCGACACCUACACGAAAGCUUUAUUCACUCUCGGCCAUGUGUGCCUGAACUUUUGUAGGUUUGUGGAGUCACCGCCAGACGGAACUUGGCAGGAAUUCGAACAGGUCGUUGGCGAGUACGAGGAGGAAUUCGACAGCUUUCUGGGCGGCAUCCUGGAGUUGGUAGGCGAAUUGGCCAAGACCAGUGGCUCUGGCGAGCGGGAGUCGUGCAAACAGUUGCUCAAAAGACUCGAGGGGUUCUGCAAGUGCAGUGAAAUGGAUUAA